This is a messenger RNA of Tetrahymena thermophila SB210, 2256 nucleotides long. RefSeq lists its product as hypothetical. The record is from RefSeq and is a predicted model, not a curated record. Lineage: Eukaryota; Ciliophora; Oligohymenophorea; Hymenostomatida; Tetrahymenidae. The transcript has a single exon.
AUGAUCAAUAGAUAACAAUUAAUGCAAGCUGAAUUGGAAUAGCUAAUCAUCCAAAAUCAGUAAAAGGACGAGCUUCUUAUGAUGCUCAUGGCUUUGAAUAAGUAGAACCUUGUUAACAGUGAUACUCAAUAUCACCACUUACUUUAAAAUGCCUAAUAACAAUAAUAAUUGUCUCAAAAUAAUUUUUAUGGCUUACCUCCUCAAUAGAAUUCUCUAUUUAAUAAUAACAAUAACAUCUCUUCUCACUACGGAUUCAAUAAUUAAAUUAACGCUCAAUCCGUUUCAAAUCAUUUAAAUUUAGGAAUGCUGAAUUAAAAUUAAUAUUAGAAUCCUCUUCUCAGCUUAAACAAUAUGUACAGUCAAAAUUAAUUGAAUGCUAAAAACCCAAACAGUUUGUACAGUAAUGCAAACACUUCUAGACUUAGCAACAUGAGUAACGCUACAACUGCUUCUUCUCACUCUUACUUGAAUAAUCCCACCUCUGAAACAAAUUUAGUCUUCCCUGAAUGCAACUUUAGCAGAUUCUCAGAUUUUUCUUAAGCCAAAUAUAUUCGCGAUAGCGAAACAAAGAAGAAUUUAGAUUUAUCUGAUUUCUCUAUGCAAUUAGAAGAUAGCACUACUAGAGCUAGCAUGAACAGAAAUCACGUUCCUCUCAAUCAAUCUCAAUCUCCUUUGUUAGCAGCUUCUUAAUUUGGAUAUGAUAAGACAGUCCAACAAACUUUUAGCCAAAAUGAACUUCCUAAAUUUUAAUAACAAUACUACUUUAGCAAGCAAGAGGAAGAUGCUGACAAUACCCAAAAGAUAUAAAUUAAUGAUAUCAGAUCCAGCCUAGAAUAGCCCAAGUUAUCUCAUAAAAACUCUAAUUCUUCUUGUGGAUAUAAGUUUAUCUCCAAGGAUAACAGCAACAAUUUCAUGUCUAAAAUGAAGAAAAACCCUGCUGUGAGCAGAAUUGCUGAUACUCUUACUUACAUUUAUACCUAUGAACCUUAAAAAUUAGAAUAGGGAGAAAUCUUAGAAUAAUUAUUUUUCAAUAAUGAACAAUAAGUUGAAUAAUAAAGUACAAAGAAUUCUAACAAGAGCGAAAUUAUUUGCAACUCAUCCCCAAUUAAUACAACUAUCAUUCAAUUAAAUAACAAAAAUUGCGAUGAUCCUCUUGGCAAUUUGACUCAUCCCUUUGAAGACAAUAACAAGUAAAACAACGAAGUUGCUGGUGCUGGAAAAAACAAAAACUAUAUUUCUAAGAACUCAGUUAAAAUUGAAGAAAACUUGAACUUCAACACUCAAUUCCUCUCCAAGUCCAUCAAUCUUUUAUCUUAAUAAAAUGGAAAUAAAAAUACUCCUAAUUAAGAUUCUGAUUCAAUUAAUAGCGAUUACUUUGAUGAAGAAACUGAAGGAGAAUACAACAACUUCCACGGAUUCAUCAAGAAAGGUCACUCUUCCCUCCGUUUAAACUUAAAGUUGGUCAACACAAUUGAAAACUUCUUGAAGAAGUAACUUUUGUUCUCAAAUAAUCCUUCCAAAGAUGAAGAAAAUAACGAAAAAUAAGAAUAAACUUAAAAGAGUGUUCCUAUCAGCGAAAAAAUUAAAACAAUGAAAGGCUAACUUGACUUCGAAGACAUUACAAACCACAUCAGCUUGGAAACAAACGUUAACGAAGAAGUGUUAAAAAAGGAAAUAUAGCAAAUUUUACAUAGCUUUAAGAGUAACCACAAAGUCUAUUUUAAGAAAGUUCGCUCAUAAAAGGAAAUGCUUAAAGACACAAAAUUCCACAACCUAAACAAGAGAAUUAUGAGAGUUUUACUGAGCAUUCUAAACAACCCAAUUAUUUUAUAGUUGAAGGUGCCCCAACCCAUUUUCAAGUUCUUCCAUACAAUGAGCACAAAAUUAGUAAACUCUUCUAAGAAAUUAAUAAAAAAUACAAUCGUUAAUGACUAGUACUCUCACGCUCACUAUAAUACAAUGUUUUUACAAAUUUCUGCUUCUAAUUAUUAAAAACUCAGUUAAUCUUAAUCAGAUAUUGAAUUACACAAGAUUAUUUAUGAUAUUGAUCUAUCUCUACCCUACAGCCAAAAUUAUUUUGAAAUCCAAAAAACCAACAUUUUAAAGCAAUAUAUCUACCUUAUUUUAGACAGAACUUUGCGUCUCAACGAUACCUCAAAUGACUCUCAAAUUCAAGCCAUCAGAUCUAUGUACAUUGACAGAGUUAUCAAGGGAAUGGAAAAAAUGAACGCUGGAAAGAUAGUCCAACGCUUUUGA